CUCGAGGAUCUGUAAUUGUAGUCGAAGAAAAAUACAGCAGUGGCAGAAGAGUGGUUGGGGCAAGCCGCAUGCCUUUUUCUCACGAGACAGUUGUCACACUCUCUUUCUAGCAUAUUGAGAUCCCAAAGCUUCCUCGAGUCAUCAAGAAAGAUGGAACAGAGCAGAUCUUGCAGAGUUCUUCCUCCGGUCACCUGCUAUGCCUUGUGUCGCCUGCUGUCUUCUCUCUGUCUGAUCCUCCUCGAUUCGCCAAGGGCAAAUGCAUACCAGAACUACACUGUUGGGGACACCCUGGGCUGGUAUGACAGGCUCCAGGUGCCGCAGGUCAACUACCAGAAAUGGGUUUCAGGCAAAAACUUCAGUCUUGGAGAUUUCCUCAUUUUCAACACAGACAAGGGGCACACGGUGGUGCAGACCUACAACGUGACCACCUACAAGCGCUGCAACUACAACGACGCCGAGACCGACGACACCAUCGAGUGGUCGGCCGGGGCGCCAAAGUUCAGCAAGGAGAAGGUGAGCAUCGCGGUGCCUCUGCUCAAAGAAGGGAUGACUUACUUCUUUUCGGGCAACAACGACGGCCGGCAGUGCCGGCACGGGCAGCACUUCAAGAUCAACGUCACCCACGGGCAGGGCCUGCCGGAGAGCCUUGAGCAUCAGGCGGAAGCCCCUGCGCAGGCUGCCCCGGAGAAGGGUGGCGUGGUGCCCGGGGAGGCUGUUCCCUCCGUGCCUUCCAGCUUCAGUAAUCCAGUCCAGGCAGGCAGCGUGGAGGCUUCGUCGGCGGCUGGAGAUAGCCUGGCGAGGAUGCUGAGGAACCAGCAGCAGCGGGGUUGGAGGUUUCACCUCGGAUUGAGCCUUGUGGGUGUUCUGCUCGUCCACGGAUGAAGAAGAACCAAUAGCAAGUGUGAUUGUUCUUUCGAUUCUUUUCAUUUGAUUCGAGUUUGUGUGCCGUGGUUUACGUUCGAGUGUGAUUCAACUUGUAGAUGUUAGCGACGAUAAUUCAUGAAAGGAAUCGGCUACUGUGCUUUAUUAGUUCUCA
Messenger RNA from Musa acuminata subsp. malaccensis (wild Malaysian banana), 1036 nucleotides. RefSeq names its product early nodulin-like protein 18. Gene Ontology annotation, cellular component: plasma membrane. The record is from RefSeq and is a predicted model, not a curated record. Gene Ontology annotation, molecular function: electron transfer activity. Lineage: Eukaryota; Viridiplantae; Streptophyta; Magnoliopsida; Zingiberales; Musaceae.